Messenger RNA from Corythoichthys intestinalis (scribbled pipefish), 13020 nucleotides. RefSeq names its product neuroligin 4 X-linked a (gene nlgn4xa). The transcript has 7 exons. The coding region runs from base 466 to 2985 and encodes 839 amino acids. Lineage: Eukaryota; Metazoa; Chordata; Actinopteri; Syngnathiformes; Syngnathidae. Gene Ontology annotation, cellular component: synapse; plasma membrane; postsynaptic specialization membrane. Gene Ontology annotation, biological process: synaptic vesicle endocytosis; neuron cell-cell adhesion; presynaptic membrane assembly. Gene Ontology annotation, molecular function: neurexin family protein binding; signaling receptor activity. The record is from RefSeq and is a predicted model, not a curated record.
CUUGGCACCACGGUUGGCUCCAUCAGUUUCCCGUGCCACUGCAGUGACUCAUUGAAACAUCAUCUCCAAUCAUAAUCACGCAUGUAUCUUCUCAAAUCAAGCAGCAGACCACAGGAUUUAUAAGAGUUGCGCUACGUCGAUUGCGCGCUUUCUCACUUUGGAUUCCGACAGCACCGAUGUAGUGGACCUGGAUUUAAACAGCACGUCUGUCUGGACCUGCAGAAGGGAGUUAAAGGGCUGAGCCUGCCAUCAAGCUGGAGCUGAGACAACUACAUCCAAGAUCUUCUCUUUCUGGAUCGUAGGACCUGAGUGAACCGGGAUGGAAUUUUUGACCAAAACACUUCAUUUUGUCCUGGAGACUGUUGCCGUGCUUUUAGCCUGAGGAAGGGACGAAGACAAAGGGAAGGCAAGGAACCCAAGAGUGGCCUUUAACCACUUAAGAUUUUGGCUCAAUAUAGAAGGAGCAUGUCUGCUAGCAGAGGCCCUUCAUGGAUGUUAUCCUCCAUGGCUUUGCUGCUCCUCUGGAUUGGAUUCAUGUCCAACUGUGCAGUCGCAAUCCAAGGUCAACAGUACCCUGUGGUCACCACCAACUAUGGAAAGUUGCGGGGAGUGAAAGUCUCUUUACCUAACGAGAUCCUGGGACCAGUGGAACAGUAUUUGGGGAUCCCUUAUGCUUUGGCCCCAACAGGGGAGCGGAGGUUUCAGGCCCCUGAGCCCCCAAUGUCCUGGCCUGGUAUCAGGAAUGCGACGCACUUUGCUCCCGUUUGCCCUCAAUUUUUGGAAGAUCGCUUCCUACACAAUGAUAUGCUCCCUGUGUGGUUCACGGCCAACUUGGAUACAUUGGUAACCUAUGUUCAAGAGCAGAGUGAAGACUGCCUGUACCUAAAUGUCUACGUCCCCACUGAGGAUGGAGCGAACUAUCACAGAAAAGGUGCAGAUUUCAACACUAAUGAUGGUGGUGAUCAAGAUAUUCAUGAUGAGAACGGCUUGAAGCCGGUCAUGGUAUAUAUUCACGGGGGCUCCUUCAUGGAGGGAUCCGGAAACAUGAUUGACGGCAGCAUCCUGGCAAGUUACGGAAAUGUCAUUGUCAUCACAAUCAACUAUCGUCUCGGUGUUCUGGGGUUUCUGAGCACCGGAGACCAGGCAGCCAAGGGCAACUACGGUCUGCUUGAUCAAAUUCAGGCUCUCCGGUGGAUCAAGGAAAACAUCCAGGCAUUCAAAGGAGACCCAAAACGAGUGACCAUUUUCGGCUCUGGUGCCGGCGCUUCAUGUGUCAGCCUGCUGACCCUCUCGCAUUACUCAGAAGAUAUGUUUCAGAAAGCGAUCAUACAGAGCGGCACAGCACUUUCUAGCUGGGCAGUCAACUACCAGCCCGCUAAGUAUACACGGGCCUUGGCCGAGAAGGUGGGCUGCAACAUGCUGGACACAAUAGACUUGGUCGAGUGCCUGCAGAACAAAAACUACAAGGAGCUGAUCGAGCAGUAUGUGACGCCGGCAAAAUACCACAUCGCUUUCGGUCCUGUGAUAGAUGGUGAUGUGAUACCGGACGAUCCCCAAAUCCUUAUGGAACAAGGCGAGUUUCUGAACUACGACAUUAUGCUGGGCGUCAAUCAAGGCGAGGGAUUUAAGUUUGUCGAUGGGAUUGUGGACAGUGAGGAUGGUGUCUCUGCCAACGAUUUUGACUUUGCUGUGUCUGACUUUGUGGAUCAUCUGUAUGGUUAUCCCGAGGGCAAGGACACUCUACGUGAAACAAUAAAGUUCAUGUACACCGACUGGGCAGACAAGGAGAAUCCAGAGAAUCGGCGCAAGACCUUGGUGGCUCUGUUCACAGACCAUCAGUGGGUGGCGCCGGCAGUUGCUACAGCUGACCUUCAUGCCCAGUAUGGUUCUCCCACCUACUUUUAUGCUUUUUAUCACCACUGUCAAAGUGACAUGAAGCCAAGUUGGGCUGACUCAGCCCAUGGUGAUGAAGUACCCUAUGUGUUUGGGAUCCCAAUGAUUGGCCCAACGGAUCUCUUCAACUGCAAUUUCUCCAAGAACGACGUGAUGCUGAGUGCUGUCGUCAUGACCUACUGGACUAACUUUGCCAAAACAGGUGACCCAAAUCAACCAGUACCACAGGACACAAAGUUCAUUCACACAAAGCCCAACAGGUUUGAGGAGGUAGCCUGGACCAAGUAUAAUCCCAAAGAUCAGCUCUACCUUCAUAUUGGUCUAAAACCCAGAGUCCGAGACCACUACCGUGCUACCAAGGUUGCCUUCUGGCUAGAGCUGGUGCCGCAUCUCCACAACAUCAAUGAAUUUUUCCAGUAUGUAUCAACCACAACCAAAAUACCUCCGCAGGACACCACCCCGUACCCUUACACCAAACGCUUCCCAGGCAAAAACAACUGGCCCUCUACCACCCGCCAUCCCGGGGUGCCGUCCAGCAACACCAAGCAUACCACAGACCAGCACAAAAACGAUGACUUCAUUGACGAAUCGAGCGUGUUGAUCGAGACCAAGCGUGACUACUCUACCGAGCUGAGCGUAACCAUCGCUGUGGGUGCCUCUCUCCUGUUCUUGAACAUACUGGCCUUCGCUGCACUAUACUACAAAAAAGACAAGCGCCGCGCCGAUUCAACGCCUCACGUCCCCACCCCGCAGCGCAACUUGACGUCGGUCGACGCGCCCUCUGCAGCCAAUGACGUAGCCCACCUGCAGAGUGAUGAGUUGAUGACCCUGCAGAUGAAGCAGCAGCAGCUAGAGCACGAGCACCAGCGCGAGUCCAUGCAAGUCCAUGACGCACUGCGCCUUGCCUGCCCGCCCGACUACACCCUCACGUUGCGCCGCUCACCCGACGACAUACCGCUGAUGACACCCAGCACUAUCACCAUGAUCCCAAACUCACUGGCUGGCAUGCAGCCGCUGCACAACUUCAAUACUUUUGGGGGCAGCCAGAACAGUAGCAAUCUGCCACAUGGCCACUCCACCACACGGGUAUAGCUCGCUGGGAUGGGACCACACAAAAUUCCCACUGAGAGCAAGAACUGAUUAGAAUAAGGCAAAUGGAAGUGAGGGUCUAUGUGAAGCACAGACUCCAAAAUUUCUGAUAGAAGUUAUUUUGCUACACUGCCUUCUUGACAAAGCAUAUAUAGUCAAUUGAUGUCUUUUUAACAGAGAAAAUAUGAAUUGUGAAUGUCACUACAGUAAUAAAUAUUUGGAGCUAACCUCCAAGGUGUUUUGUCAGCAGAAAAACAAAGUAAGUUAAUGACUGACUUGUUAUUCAUCCGAGAAAAAAAAAAAAAAAAAAUCAAACUAAUGCAUUGCAGUAACAGAAAUACAAAGAGAGUUUCUGGAAUCUCAUUGUUGAUUAUAAAUGUUUCAUACUCCUUACUGGGUAAAAAAAAAAAAAAAAGAUUAAUUUAAAAAAAUAGGAAUAAUUUUAAAAAAGAAAAACGAGGACAAUCCAUAAUCCUCCUCCUGUUAUUUUUAGUUUGGCUGUUUCAUUCUGAGCUAUCUGUUGAGGUGCUCAGAUACUCAAAUACUGUAUAUAUGAACACAUCAUUCUGUUCCCCUUAGGUCUUUUUUCUUCUCCUGCUCAGCCAAAACAAGCCUUUGAGAGUUGUGCAUUUUGGGCCUCUGGGCCAUGAUGUAAAUAGAGUUAUAUUGUUUUGAGAGAUUGGUAGAUGCAGGAUGUCUGCAAGCAACUUUUAUCUCAAUUCCAGACUUGACAAAUGAGGACUAAUUUGAUCUGCUGUUAGUUUUUUUCUUCUUCUUUGAUUUGGGGGUAUUUGCAAUUGUAUUUAUAUUAUGUAUUUCUGCCUGCACCUACAAUGUAGCCAGAAUAUAUUAUUAUUAUUUUUUUUUUUUUUCAAGUAGUAAUAUUAUUUGUAAAGGAAUAAUGUUGGAAUAUAUGUCACAUAGUUUAAAUUCUACUCAUAUGCUAGCAAUAUGUAAAGUAUUGUGUCAAGCUUGUGAUAUAUUUUGGGUUACAAAGCAAGUGAAUGAAUGUAAAUAGUAUUUUAUUUAAUAUAAUGAAAUGAAAGCAGAAAAUCCCAUCAAUGUUGAUUUUGUUUUGCAUCAGUUAUGCUCAAAUGGGAAGAAAGGACAUCUGCUAAAUCUAUUUAAGAAAAAAAAAAGUAUGAAAAUAUGGAAGUUUCAAAUUUGUUAGUUUCUUAUACACUAUUUGUUUGCUAUUUUGCCUUAAGUGAUUAUAGAGAUACUAUUUCUGGCUGGACACAUGUAUAAAGUUUUUCUGCAAUGUUUUUAAUAAAAUAUCAAAGUAUUUUCUAUAAGGAGGGACGAAAAAUCAAGACAAAUUAAUUUAUUGGGUUAUUACUUCAAAUGUUAACUGUUUUACUCUCCGCAAAUGACAACAGGUCCUUGGAUCAAGAAUUACAUCACACUUUCCACCCUUAUUUUUACCGUGCUCUUGAUAGCAUCCCCACCACAAAACAAGCAGCUGUUUGAUCCAACAGAGGGUCUGCUCACCCUGCCCAUCCUUGUGCAGAUAUGUGCAUCCGGUGCUUGCAGCAAACACAUGGCAUAAGAUAAGUACCCUGAUAGGUUUGCAGAAUACGUACGGAUGAACAAAUGCUUUCUGUGGUGACGUCAUUCUUUGUCUAACGCUCAACUGGGCAGGAUGAGACCUAACGCCAUUUGACAAUCAGGUCAUGUGCAGGGUAGAGAUGGAGAGAGAGGUGGGAGAAUUAAUUAUAUCUCAACUAAUCAUUUGCCACCCAGCUAUGCUCUAAUGCAAUUAGCCUCAACCAACCGCACCUGUUUCAUCAGUACUUUAGUCACACUUCACUAACAGGUUGUCCUUCUAUCUUGAUGUGAUCUUGAGCUUUUGUAUUCACUUGAAUCCAUCCAUUCAUUUUCCACACCGCUUAUCCUUGUGUGGCCCAGGGGGUGCUUGAGACUAUCCCAACUGACUUUGGGCGAAAGGCGGGAAUGGCACACACACAGAGACAGGCAACCAUUUGCACACACCAUCACACCGCCACUGAGUGGGAAUCAACCCCAAAACAUGAUAAAAGAGUGUAAAACAAAUUAACCGGGUUAAUACACAAUAAAAAAAUGAAUAUACUAUAAUGCUCAAGCACCGGAUAUUACUGCACUGUACCUCAACUGAUCCAUUUUGUUUUCACUUUCAGCUUGAGCAGUAGCAUAACGGAAAGUCGCUCAUACCUCAAAUUGUGGCUCGCAACACAAAGCAAAACAACCCAUUUAUCAAUAUGUUCAACACUGCUCGUACUGGAACCGAACAUAACCUUUUUAACGUUCUGCCACUCCCUCCACGUUCGAGAGCCUUCUCCUGGUCCACAAACACAUGCAGACUGGUCGGGCAUAUUCCCAUUGACCCUCGAGAAAUGUUCAUGAAACUUGAGGGACAGAAUACUGUAGACAGAUAGAGAUAGAUAGAUUGAAAGUGAGAACUACUGUACAUUCAGCUUCCUUUCACUCUCCUGUCUCUUCUUUAUCUUCUAGCAGUUAGCUAUCUGUUUAGUUUCAGUUUGUGUAGCGUUUUGGUUCUUUCGUGUUUUUGCCCUAGUGCAGGGGUCUCCAAACCAGUCCUCAAGGAUUGCUCUGGGUCUUGGUUUUUGUUCCAACUGAUCCAGCACAGACGGAUUGGGGGAGGAUACACCAAUAAUCAUUUUAUAAUCGAAUUGUAGCCUCUGAAUCGUAAUCAGCGCCCAAAGAUUCCCACCUCUACUCUUCACCCCCUGUCUAUAUGAGCCCUGAGAUUUUGUUUGAUCCCUGUCUGUUCGUCAUCCUUGUUAUGUUUGGUUUCCACAUCCGGAAUUUCCCCGUACAAGUGAGUUUUCUUUUGAUCUUAGAUUUAAUUUGUUACUUUGUCUUUUGUUUGCAAAAUGUUUUAGAAGUUUUAGUUAAUAAAUUCUUUGAGUUUGCACUUGGUCCUUUUGGCUCGCCUAACUUGCUUCCCUGCACAUCGGGUCCUUGUCUGCUAGCCAGGUCCCUAGGCAUAACAGUACAAUCGGACCAAUUAUGGACCCAGAGGGUCCUGUCACCCAGUCUGCCCAUGGGCCCCGUCUGAAAGGCCCGACAGGCACGGCGUCAUUUUUGAUUUCACGCAGCCACCAGACCCAAAUUGCCAUGAGCUGACUGCCCGCGAGGCGUUUUACCUGACAUUGUCAAUGGGACAUGGUUGCGUGAGCCUAUCAGGAAGGCCAUGGCUGGCAGUGUUCAGUCGCCCCUACACUUCAGUACACCGUCCGGAAGCCCUGGCGUGUUCAUCGAAGAUGGCGUGUGUCCCAUAUUCGAUGCUCCAGCUUCCUGAGGUCCCCGUCACGAUGCCCCUACUGCCCAAGGUUCCUGACAAUGACAUUGGUGGUGCUCUCAUCCCGGCUCCUUGCCGUCAUGUCCCGUUCCGGCUCAGGCCCUGCUCUGGUGGGCACCACCAGGUAAUGAUGUGGCUUCUGCUCCGCCGCUGCCUCUGCUCUGGCAGGCACCGCACGGCGACGACGUGACUUUCGCUCCUGUCCUCCCCGACGGUGGCGAAAACUUCACUUCCCCUCCUGGUCUUUACGAUGUCGAUCCUGUUUCGUCGUCUCCGGCCGCCAACGACGUCGCUCCUGUUCCUUUUCACCUGCCCAAGCUGGGUGGCAUGGACAGUCGCCCUUGUCCUGGUCCCGAACAUCCGCCCAAUCGACCUGUUCGGUCACCUCAUAUCUCGGACGUACGUUUGACCAGCCCUUUUUUUGGUCUUGUCCGAUCGUCACCAUUGUUACAUCUGGUUUCCACAUCCGGUAUUUCCCUGUACAAGUGAGUUUUCUUUUGAUCAUAGAUUUAAUUUGUUACUUUGUCUAUUGUUUGUAAGUUUUUUAAGGAGUGAACAAGUUUUAGUUAAAUUAAUUUUGAGCCUGUUCCUUUUGCCUCACAUGACCUGCUUCCAUGCACAUCAGGUCCUCGUCCGUUAGCUAGUCCCCUACCCUAGACUUUAUACUAUGAAUAUGGCGGAAAACACUCAGGUGACUGGAAGUUCCACUCUGAGACCCCCGAUUUGGCCAAAUUUUAAAAUUGUCUGAUAUGCAUGUGAGAUACAUCACUGGAAAGCUUAAGAUCUCAAUUUUCUGGGGGAAGAAAGAUUUUGAAAGGAGGGCAUUUAAAAAAAUUUUUAAAAAUUUAAACAGCAAAACCCUAUCUGGAGGUGAGAGCACGCGAGAGCAGAAUUACAGAUGCCAUGACUUUAAUGAGAUAUUAUCGCGUACUUAACUUGUUUCGAUCCAAAAACUCCAUGUUGCAUGUAUCACUGAGUGUCAAGACACAGCUGUGAAUGGCCAAAGCUGUAUUUUGGGGGGAUUUUAUGGGCGAAACAUAGGAAUCUAAAAAGGGGUCACGAUGCAGAAAUCACAGACAUCAAGGAGUGGUCGAGAUUUUCUUUUUCAUAUAUUUACCCUUUAAAAAAUUUUUUUUUUUUUCUUUUUUUUUUUUUUGGUCUGGAUUGACUAUUUAUCAUCUAAAAUAUUGGGGGAAAUGCAACAGUAACAAAAAAAAAAUAUAUACAAUUAAGCGAUAGUUAUGAGGUAGAUAUCCGUGACUUUUUUACAGACACCAUUUUUUUCAUUGUGACGUAAUUUGUUUAAGAGUUUAAUAUAUGCGAGUGAAUAAUUUUUUAGGUUUUUUUUUUUUUUUUUUUUUUUUUUUUCCUAAACGAAAUAUUAGACAGCAAUUAAUGAUUGUAAGCUAAAAAUGACAGACAUUUUAAAUAAUAAAUAUAAUAAUUACCUUCAUUUUAUGGCUGGGUUGAAACAAAAGCGUUUCAUGGCUGGGUUGAAACAAAAGCGGUUGCCCGACGUCUGUAAACGGCGGUUUCCAGGGUAAAACGAACAAAUUAAAAAUAGUUCGGGGGCUUCAUGCGCUAUGAAUCUGCUAGAGCAGCAUAUAGACAUAUUGUUCUUUCGAACACAACAGUUUUGGCUCAAAAUACAGCAGAUUCUUUUAAAGAGGAGUGCAAGAGCAGAAAUUGCUUUUUCAGUCUUGUCUGUGUUUUCUGCCAUAUAUCGCUUGAUAACUCACAAGUCUUAACCAGGUGGGAUUAACAAUCUUACGUUCAUGGCAUUAUCUUUAAACCUGACAAAUUUCAAAAAAAGAAAAUACCUGCCAUUUUUAUUUUUCUGGGUGCAGCAGAUCAAAACAUCUGUCUGAUGUGUAGACAAAUAUUAGAUUUUCAAUUUGGACUAAUUGUUUUAACUACAUCACAGAAAAUAGAGCACAAAUUCCCAGUAAGUGGCCUGCCGAUUCACAUUUUUCAAAUACUUUCCUGUCUACAUAUGUGGACACGAUGGACGUUUAAGCCGGUAGGACUUGUGGGUCACUGCCAGGUGUUAUUUCAUCUUGCUGCUGCAGCAUCGCCAAAUGAAAAAAAUGAUGCAAUUUGAUGAAUGUUGGCUGGCUUGCAGCAGGGCAGCAAGCAGCAUUUCAUUUGCCAGGCACGGGAGGCAACAAAUUGGGUUUCUCCCACUAAAUGUAAAGGCCUUGCUUCAUACCUUGAAAUCUAAUCAUGAUCUUCCUUUCAGAUGCUACUGGUUCACUUUAUUUGGUCUUAAUUCCCUUUACAAUAAUGGUAGACCCAGAGAUGAGUCUUUGCAGAUGUGUUUUUGUUUAAGCAAGUUCCAAGCACUCAAUUGUGUGGUCUAUUAAAUCAAAUAAAAAAGUGAUUAAAAGUAAAAAGACGUAUCAUUACAUAAAUUCCAAUUUAGAUAGCAGUAAAUUUUCUGAAUGAUAAGGAUCAAAGAUGACCGCAUCUCGACGGCUUACCAGGCUUCAGAAGAUGGCGAACAUCUUCAGAUUGGUUUGAUGUGACGCCAGAUCCCAAGUCACAAUCAUUUAAAGCAUAUAUAAAUGAUCAUUCUCAUUCUCAAUGUAUUUUUUUCAUAAUUUUUAAUUAUUGUCUUAUUUUGAUUUACAAAUAAUAAUGAAUGAAUGAUACAAUCAAACACUUGUGUUUCAUAAUACAUGCCAGGGUAGGUGAUCACACUGUCCAUCAGCAUAAAAUAAAUAUUAGGCUAAAAACAAACUUGACAAAAAAAAAAAAAACCUUUUAAUUUAGGCUUCUUUUUAGACUCACUUUAGUUAUUCUAGUCAUGUCCAGUAAGACGUCUGACAGUAAGUCCAUGUACUUUCUUUUUGUUUAUUAGAUCUUUUUGCCUUAUUUUCGAGCCCCAUGAUUCUUUAUCUCACACAUUCUCCAAAAUACUGUUUUCUGAGUAAGCAUAAACUUUUCUUGUCAACGCCGCAGCAGGAUAUAGCAAAGUGACUUUUUGUUCAUUGAGACAAACUAGGAUUCUGGCUCCUAUGUACUUACUCAAACUGAAUUCCCACAGUGUGGGUAAAUGAGCGAUCGCUCGUGCUGCACAUUUGUUGAAGUGUGCAACUUUCAUUCCAGUGUUAUAAGGAAAAGAAAGUAGGGGCUUGCAACAGCUAACAGAAAUACUCCAUUAAAAAAAUGGAUGUGGGGCAAAAAGCCCCACAAUCCACAAUGUCCUGAACAAAAAGAUGGUGACUGCAUGAUGACACUACUGGACACAAUGCAAGUAAUAAGUUAAUUGUUGAAGACUCGAGGGCAACUCUAGAACAUCAGUACCGUAUUUUUCGGACUAUAAGUCACACCUGAGUAUAAGUCGCACCAGCCAUAAAAUGCCCAACAAAGAGGAAAAAACAUAUAGUUUAUAUAUACAGUCGCACCGGAGUAUAAGUCGCAUUUUUGGGGGAAAUUUACUUGAUAAAAUCCAACACAUAGAACAGAUAUUUCAUCUUGAAAAGCAAUUUAAAAUACAAUAUAGAACAACAUGCUGAAUAAGUGUACAGCAUGUUAAUGUUACACGAUGCAUGAAGAACAAAAUGCAAACGUGGCCAGUAUGUAAACGUAACACAGCUAUUACGAGUUAUUCAGAAAACUAUAGCAUAAAGAACAUGCGAACAAAUUUACCAAACCAUCAGUGUCACUCCAAAACACCAAAAUAACAUGUGAAAUGAUAUAAUAAUGUGUUAAUAAUUUCACACAUACAGUAAGUCGCUCCUGAGUAUAAGUCGCACCCCCAGCCAAACUAUGAGAAAAACUGCGACUCAUAGUCCGAAAAAUACGAUAAGUUCCUCUGUUGUUAACAGUUGAUACAGUGUUCUUUUCUUUUUAUGCUUCAUUUUUUAACAUGGAGUUAAAGUUAAGUCCGAAAAAGCUCCAGUUUUGUCUCUUUAGAAAAGGACAUUUGGAGAUUCUGGGGUGGCUUCGCUCUAUAGCUGCCAAAUGGUGUCUUGAAUUUGUGCAUGGUGCAAUCAAAUUCCAAUAAGAUCAGUGCGAGAUCAUUUGUGAGCAAAAGUUCUUGCCAGGUGACAAAAAGGUUAAGAAUAUGUCUGGGUUGACUAAACACUUUCCGUUUGAAUUUUUGGUUGGUGCACUUUUAUUGAUGCUGCCAAUGAAUUGCAAAAUCACAUUUGUAUGUCGCAUUCAACACAACAUGACACUCAGGGAUGGAAUUCCCCUCCCUACCUGCAUCCCUGUACCAUGAUUCAAGGCCCCUGACCCACACUUUAACCCUUUAACACCGAACGUGUCGGCAGCGACGCGUUUACGCAUAUCGUCUUUGAAGCUUCGUCACGCUGUAAUUAUGUCACCCACGUGCCGCUGGUUGGUCUCGUUUGAAAGUGUGGAAGUUGAUGUCCACACCAGUUUUUAUUUGAAGUCAAUCGGCCAAGAAAAACGGGAGAUAAUGUCAUUUGAGUUUUAUAGUUUUAUUGCACUCAUAAAUAUGCAUUAAAACGCUGCAUGGACCAUGUAUCCAUCUCCAUAUUUCCAUCAUUUCUUGUCCUUUUUCAAAAUCGAAAGCAGCACAAAAGACUACAAAUCCCAAGAGCCGUUGUGAUGUCAAGAAGGACGAACCGAAUGUGAUCAUUUUUUAAAAAUUUUCGAGCGAGGCGCCAACUAUUGAAAGGGAGGCAUGCGAAGCAAGCAACGGCCGGUGUUGUGCCGAAAAAUAGCCACCCCGCGCGAGCGACUUUGAAACGUGCAGAAUGAAUCUAAAACUACAUUUAGCGCAAGCUAAUGCAUUAUUUCAUUAACUCCAGGAAGAAGAUGAGCCGUAUUUGUCGUUGUUUUCUUGGGAGGAGUCGGCGUCUCGGCGAGUAGAAGUGACAGCAGCGCGCAAACGGCGAAAGAGUAGGCUGUGUGACGUUGUGUGUGAUGCAGCUCCGUGACCUGUUCAAGAAGAAGCUUUAUUGAGUGCGCAAAUAAAAAAUAAAAAAACUUUAUUAGGUCGCAUGCCUGAAAAAUUUGAAUUGAACUGAACUACUUGUCAAUAUUUUUUUUAAAUACUAUUUUUCAAUGUUAUAUAUAUAUUUUCUUGACUAUAAUCUUUUCAAUUUUUAUGUAGAUGUGUGUUGGAGAAGCUUGAUUGCAUGUACGUAUAUACUUUUGAUAAGGUGAUGGGUACAACACCUAACUUCACAAAGAGAUAUCCUCCAAACACUUUUUGUGUUAGAUGAUAUAUAUAAUUUUUUCUCUCUCACUAUUUUGCACAGUAUAUAACCUGUUUUGACCUAGUAUGUGUAAAGGCCAAAAACGCCCAUGACCAUACCUGCUGUUUGUGAUGAAUAGUCAAACAUAAAACUAUUCAAUCUUAUUUUUUUUCUAUUGAAUGUUUAUCCUAACAAAUUGAAUAAAUAUUAUCAAGCUUCAAAACGGUUGGUCGAGCAUGUUUGGUUGUCAAUGGGACAUCAACAUUACAAAUUUUGAAAAAAGAUUUUGGGAUUUUUUUUGUCUUUUUGGGUCCAAAAUGUGGAUUAUAAUUGGUCAGUGAAGAAAACAACAGUUUAGACAUGAAGUUCAAGGUGUCCUGAAAAAAAGGACCCAACUUGGCCAUUGUAAACAAUUUUUUCUUUGAAAUAUAAAGGCAAAACAUCAAAUGCAUGCAAAUUCGGCCAAAAUAGGCUUAGGUGUUAAAGGGUUAAACAAUACUUGAAGCACAGCUCCGGGAGAAACUUUUCAUUCUCAUAGAUCAUUCUUUUCAAACUUGUAAAAUAUGUAAAGGAACAGCUAUGAAUCAACUGUAUCCUUUUCAGGGCCAUCAAUGUUUGCUUCCUUGUUAACAUCUCUAUAAUAACCAGUUCUAUUUCAGCCUCAGAAAAAUAAAAUGAGCUUCUUCCUUUGUUUCGCUUGUAACCAUGAUUCAAAGCAUACAGUAGGCCAAGAUUGGCCAGGAUUGAUUUGGUGCUUUGCAUUGAUUAUAUUAGGUUGAAAAUGGAUGUGUUGGUAGAGGGUGUGAUCCAUGUGUGUUCUUGUCAAGAAAAUAUGUCCUACAGCUGCACUUGUGUGUAUUGACAUUUAAAAGACGAGAUGUGUUUUUUUUCUUCAAUUGGGAAGGCUCCUUGGAAACAGAGACAACUGAAGCCAUUUUCCCACAAGCAGUGGAUCACAAUGCCUAUCGACUGGUUUACACAUCUCAUCGCGAAUUACACGAAUUAAGGACUGGCAACAUAACGAUACCUCCAGUGAGGCAGGGAUGCAACGAGUAGUUAAUAGAACAGGACAGCACAGUACAGGGCAGGUAGAGGUAGUGUGGUGGGAGCUAUAUGUUAACAAAUGAGCUGCCAGCAAUGGUAAAGACGUCCUGCCCGAAACACAGUUGGCUAAUGUGUGCAUCCUACUUAAUCAUAUCACCAGGCACCAAAAGCAAUUUGGAGCUCUGCAGCCUGUGAGAGGAGUCAGGCUUGUACCAUACUAGGUUGAAUUAUUCCCAUGGGGAUGUUAACACCAAAAGAUAUAUUGGAGCAAACUGUCACAGCAGCAUGGGGGAGCAAGCCAAAGUUAGUCUGCAAUCCACUCAGAGGACAAGCUGUGGAAGGCACAAUAUUUGAUAAAUGUGAAUAUGAUCAUAUAACAACUAUAAUGAACAUUUGGCUGCAUCUGUUGUUUGAUUAGUAUUUCAUGACCAGCAGGGUACCAUGUGGAUGUGAGCUGUGAUUGCCAAUGAGUAGUGUCAACUACUAUGACAUCAAUUCCUGACUAUGACUAUUUAAUUG